AGGCAAACUCUCUAAGCGGGACACUGGAAACACUCCUCCCUUUGCAAGAGCUGGUUCUCCUCCCCCCAGCGACGGGCGAAGGGGGCCCAGGUUUGCUGGGCGGGAGGAAGAGAGAAGGGAUACCGGGAUCAGUCCAGUCAGACUUCGGACUCGCAAAAUAAGGAGUGCACCUCUCUGGGACUGGGCGGAGGGCUCCCUGCAAGAGGUCAGGCAUCCUAGCACCUCGCGGGACUCCCCACUGGCACUGUCGCCGCUAGAGCCUAGCUCUAACAGAUGAGAUUUGGCCAAGUCCUUCUGGUGCUUGGUCUACACCUUCAGGGAGGAGACACCUGCUGAGUGAUUGAUUGAUGGGCCACACCUCCCACUAGGGCUCCAGUCUCCUCCUUCUCCUUCCUUUCCCCCCUCUUAAUCCUGGGCGUCCUGGGCCACCAGGCCAGUUCGGAAUUCUCCGGGACAAGCGGAGAGAAGGACCUUCUCUGUGCCCCAGAGAAUAAGAGGCACCUGGUGUGACUGCUGUUACAGCCUUGAAAGAAGCAAGGAUGGCGCCUGCAGCAACUUCGGGAGGUGGCUCCCUGCCCAGCGGAUUCUCGGUUCUGGCCUCCUUCCCAGACCUGCUUUUCAUUUUUGAAUUUAUAUUUGGAGGCUUGGUCUGGAUUCUGGUGGCAUCUUCCAGAGUACCAUUCCCGAUGGUUCAGGGCUGGGUCAUGUUUGUGUCUGUGUUCUGCUUCGUGGCUACAACCAUCCUGCUUUUCCUCUACUUUGCUGGAGCUCAUGGUGGAGAUGCAUCCUGGAUACCCUUGGAUGUGUCCUAUCACUUGAUUGCAGCUCUCUUUUACCUGAGCGCUUCAGUACUAGAAGCCUAUGCCACAAUUCUUUCAAAGGACCAUGUCAUAACUGGAUUUAAUGAAACCUUUAAACAUUACCAAGAAAACAUCUCUGCAGUGGUGUUUGCCUACGCUGCUACUCUGACAUACGUGAUCCAUGCAGUAUUCUCUCUAAUCAGAUGGAAGUCGUCAUAAAGUCCUGUGGAAGUUUACCAAAAAAUCCAGAAGGUGUUAACUGAUUGGCCAGCCUCCCGGGUAGCUUUUUAGAAGUCAGGGAUGCCCACAUGGAUCUCUGCACUCUUGUUCAAAGUGGGGGGUUAGGGUGAAAACCUAUCUGUUUCUUGUUGGUGUUUAUCUUUCCUGUCUCAUAUAACUAACUGCAUAUGGGGAGUUGGGGGCUUGCUGCGUUUACUCCCAAAUAUUGACUGCUUUUUCUCAUCAUUAUUUCCUUUUUACGAGGGGCUGAACUCUGGGAGAAGGUAGAUGGCAAAAUGAGACUCCUCAGAUCCCUUUGCUGGGUCCCAUUUCCCCAUGGCCACUUUCCAUCUCAGUCACUCUCACAUGCACAGUUUUAGGUCCUUGGGACAUCUUGCGUGUUCUAGGGAUUAAGUUCUCCCAACAGACUCUUUCUGGAACCAACAGAAGAUGAUGCAUCAGCCACAGAAGGGGAUUUAAGCCAGGAAACAACAUAGGUGUCGGGUGGCCACGCAAGACAUACCAAGGAUACAGCCCCUACAUGCUUUUGUUUCUUUUCUUUAUAAAUUGUUUUCAUACCAAUUUUCUUAUGAAAUUCUCCAACCUCAGCCAAGACUUCUAACUAUAGUUUACAUGAAAUCCCUUGGUUAUAAUUGAAUGGUGCCUCCCUCAACCCAGUAAAGUUCAAGUAACAAAUAUGUAUAUUGGUGUGCCUCUUGGAGGAGUAGGAUUCUGGAUCAUUUUUCAUCUUGUCCCAGCUGAGCAUCUCCACAGAAUGGUAUUAGCUUUUGUCUGAUAACAGUCUGUCUUUUCAAGUGUUUUUUUUUUAAUUUGCCAAUAUCACUCUUCUAUUUCCUCUGUGACUUUCAAAAUGCCACCACUAUCUUAUCAGUCAGUCAGUCAACAAAUCUUUAUGGAGUGGCCUCUGCAGGCCUCCCCACUGUUGGCAGUCAUCUUUACAUGGUUGCAGAGUCUACACAACAGCUACUUUACUACAAGGCAAAAUAAAUUUUGCUGUCUUACCAAAGUAUCCUUUAAACCAGGAAGAAGUUAUCCCAGAUGGGUUAUUUUGAUUGCUUGUAAAAAAAAUCCACUCAAAAACUGUCUUUAUAGAGUGGGCCAUGUAUUUUGUUCAGUAAAUUUUCAAAUAUCAGUGACAACAAUAAACUCUAUUUUCAACA
Monodelphis domestica (gray short-tailed opossum) is the source of this 2200-nucleotide messenger RNA. RefSeq names its product mal, T cell differentiation protein (MAL blood group) (gene MAL). Gene Ontology annotation, biological process: myelination. Gene Ontology annotation, cellular component: membrane. Gene Ontology annotation, molecular function: structural constituent of myelin sheath. NCBI's taxonomy places the organism in Eukaryota, Metazoa, Chordata, Mammalia, Didelphimorphia, Didelphidae. The record is from RefSeq and is a predicted model, not a curated record.